Molecule: messenger RNA, 1338 nt
Organism: Rangifer tarandus platyrhynchus (Svalbard reindeer)
Lineage: Eukaryota; Metazoa; Chordata; Mammalia; Artiodactyla; Cervidae
Source: the annotation of a GenBank genome assembly
AUGACGGAGCUGAGGCAGAGGGUGGCUCGCGAGCCGGAAGCUCCGCCCGAGGACAAGGAGUCAGAGUCAGAAGCAAAGGUAGAUGGAGAGACUGCAUCGGACAGUGAAAGCAGAGUGGAAGCUGUUUCCCUACCACCCUCUGCAGAUGAUACCCCAGAGGUUCUCAACAGGGCGCUUUCCAGCUUGUCUUCAAGAUGGAAGAACUGGUGGGUGAGAGGCAUCCUGACCUUGGCGAUGAUUGCAUUUUUCUUCAUUAUCAUUUACUUGGGACCAAUGGUUUUAAUGAUGAUUGUGAUGUGUGUUCAGAUUAAGUGUUUCCAUGAGAUUAUCACUAUUGGCUACAAUGUGUACCACUCCUAUGACCUGCCCUGGUUCAGAACCCUCAGCUGGUACUUUCUGCUGUGUGUAAAUUAUUUCUUCUAUGGCGAAACAGUGACAGAUUACUUCUUCACUCUGGUCCAGAGAGAGGAGCCUCUGCGGAUUCUCAGUAAAUACCACCGGUUCAUUUCCUUUACUCUCUAUCUAACAGGAUUCUGCAUGUUUGUGCUGAGUCUGGUCAAGAAGCAUUAUCGAUUGCAGUUCUACAUGUUUGGCUGGACCCAUGUAACAUUACUGAUUGUUGUAACACAGUCACAUCUUGUUAUCCACAACCUAUUUGAAGGAAUGAUCUGGUUCAUUGUCCCCAUUUCUUGUGUGAUCUGUAAUGACAUCAUGGCCUAUAUGUUUGGCUUCUUCUUUGGUCGGACCCCACUCAUCAAGCUGUCCCCGAAGAAGACUUGGGAAGGCUUCAUUGGAGGCUUCUUUGCUACUGUGGUCUUUGGCCUUCUGCUGUCCUAUGUGAUGUCCGGGUACAGAUGUUUUGUCUGCCCUGUGGAGUACAACAAUGAUACCAACAGCUUCACUGUGGACUGUGAGCCCUCGGGCCUGUUUCGGCUGCAGGAAUACAAUAUUCCUGGGGUGAUCCAAUCGAUCAUUGGAUGGAAAACAGUCCGGAUGUACCCCUUCCAGAUUCACAGCAUUGCCCUCUCUACUUUUGCCUCGCUCAUCGGCCCCUUCGGAGGGUUCUUCGCUAGUGGAUUCAAACGAGCCUUUAAAAUCAAAGACUUUGCCAAUACCAUUCCUGGCCAUGGAGGCAUCAUGGAUCGCUUUGACUGCCAGUAUCUGAUGGCCACCUUUGUCAAUGUGUAUAUUGCUAGUUUUAUCAGGGGCCCAAACCCAAGUAAGCUGGUUCAGCAGUUCCUGACCUUGAGGCCAGAUCAGCAGCUCCAUAUCUUCAACACGCUCAAGUCUCACCUGACUGACAAGGGGAUGCUGACAGCUGCCACAGAGGACAAGUAG